Molecule: messenger RNA, 4369 nt
Organism: Liolophura sinensis
Lineage: Eukaryota; Metazoa; Mollusca; Polyplacophora; Chitonida; Chitonidae
Product: contactin-3-like
Biological process (GO): cell-cell adhesion
Molecular function (GO): protein binding
Source: RefSeq, a predicted model, not a curated record
UUUGACCUGCGCGAUCAACGGCUUUACAACGCUUCAUUAUUACAGGCUUCAGACAGAGAUGUGAUCUGAUCAAACCUGGGUAAAACGCUGUAUAAGAAACCUGAAGUCUUGGAUAUUACCUGCUCCUGAAAGCAUUUAAUUUUUUGGUCUGAAUCCCUGCCGAUUGCGAAAGUAAUCGCCACAUUUUAGGCGCCUUUUUUACCCCACAACACAUGAUUGAUCUUUGUAACUGAGUGUUAAAACAUCGCAGGUAGACGCGACCAGACAUCAUGAAGAGCACGUAAUAAGUGCGUCAAGUCUUCCACAGCUAUGGCCGUUGUACAUGUGUUUCUUGUGUUCAUCGUGCAGUUAUUAACCUCAGUAUCAGCAAUAGAAUGCCCAACAGAUUGGGAAACUUACCAAACAUCAUGUUACAAGUUUGUCUGGUACCCAGGCAAAGACUUCCCCGAUGCUGAACUAGCUUGUGCUUCGAUGGCAUCAGCCCUGGUAAGCAUAGAUGAUCUGGCCGAACACCAGUUUGUGGCCGGAGUACUUGAGAAGUCUGAUAAACAACGAUAUUCCUGGUUUACGAGCGGGAUUGUUCUGACAAAGACCCUGGAUGAAGUAGCACAGUCCGUGGGCACGGACAGACUGGUAUGGGAGGGAGACGGCACCGACUUUGACCCCAGUAUAACUCAUCUGUGGCAGCCCAGGGACAAACUGGAGACUGAGCUUCCAGGAAGGGUGGUCGUCUAUAAAUACACGAAUGUUCCUACACCGGGUUAUGUGUUUGGCCGCUCCCGGGCAAGUGUCAAAAGGCCGUAUAUUUGUGAGAUUCCAUUAGCAGAGGUGUACAGAAUCUAUGAACAACGUCGGGAUUAUGAAUAUGGCCUCGACGUGGACGACCUGAACGACAUUCCCAGAGGGCCUAACAUAACAGAACAGCCCCAAGACUUGAUCAUCUUAAGUAGCUCAGACAGCGUCCAUGUGGACUGCGCCGCCUCCGGGAACCCCAUGCCGACGUACCGUUGGUUCCGGCUUAAUGGAACGGAGCGCACGGAGGUUACGUCAGCCACCAACAAACGCUACGUUCUGACCGCUGGCAGGUUGACGAUCCGUUACCCCAACGAUGAGAACGACACGGGGACAUUCCAAUGUCAGGCGAAGAACGAGCGUGGGACUGUGCUGUCCAACCCGAUCAGGAUCAUAUUCGGCGAGCUACGACAGUUUUCCAAUGUUCAGCGCGAGGUCGUGAAUGUUCAUGCGUACAAAGGCGCAGUUAUCGAGUGUUCACCCCCAUUUCAUAAGCCAGGUGUGUCUUACCAGUGGUUUAAAGACACUGCGGAAAAUUUCGUACGACCAGAACAUCAGAAGUAUAUCUUUAUUUCGGACAACGGCAAGCUGUACUUCUCAGAAGUGACAAAAGUAGACGAGGGUAAUUACCACUGCGUCGUGACCUUGGGCGGACCUUACGACCGUCACAAAACGAUCAACUUUGAGGGCAAGAUGCAGUCUCCUAGCAGAACCAGUUUGCCUAUACCCCUGUUUGUACUGGACUCAGGUCAGACGACUUGGGGUCCGCAGAUCCAGGAUGACUUUGUCCAGAUAUUACCACAAACGCCAUUGAGAGGUCAGAACGUAAGGCUGGAAUGUUUCGCUUAUGGAUCGGCUCCAAUCUAUUACUCAUGGUCCAGAGACAAUGACACGAUUCCUGCAAAAACCAAGUACUUGGACAGUGGUCGCGUGCUCAUGAUUCCCGACGUGCAGUUCGAGGACGCCGGAAAUUACCGAUGCACUGCGCGGAGGACACUGUCAGCUGUUGACCAGCGGGUAGCGCAUCUCAAGAUAGUCGCCAAACCUUACUUCGACUACCCUUUAAAGAACCAACAUCUAGACAUCGGAGGAGAGCUUACAUGGCGCUGUGCCGCCCGAGCCAUCCCGGCCGCCACUUACACUUGGUACAAAAAUGGCGUCCCUAUGGUUAGUCCCCGGGUAGUGGAGGUCAACAGAUUCAUACUGAAAAUCCCGCAGCUAGACCCAGCCAGAGAUAACGGGACGUAUCAGUGCUCAGCCACAAACAUUUAUGGCACUACGUACACGUCUGCAGAAAUCCGAGUGUUAUCCUUCCAACCAUCUUUUUCCAAGAGUCCGAUGGCAGCCACGAUGAUGGCUGCUGCUGGUGGUAACGCGACUUUAGCCUGCCAACCGGAAGCUGCUCCUUUCCCACAAUUCUCUUGGGCUAAGAAUGGUGCCGACAUUGGCGUGACAACAACACCAACAGAACGAGUCCGGCUGCUAGGAAAUGGAAACUUGUUUAUAUCACCGGUUGAGCAGGCAGACGCCGGCACAUACAAGUGUACGGCCACAAAUGACCUGGGAUCCGACUCCUCCGAGGGAUAUCUCGGCAUUUCAGAGGGCAUAGUAAUUAACACGCCACCCCAGCCCAGAAUUGUCCGUCUGAAUGACACAGAGUUCCUGCCCUGUGUUGCCUCCUACCCUCCAGGAACAGACAUGGUCUACAUCUGGAUGUUUAACGGCAAGCUCUUGGACGUUGACCAUGACCCAUACUUCGGCAGGGGUGCUUUUGACAACUCUGGUGGCAUUUACAUUCGCAAUGCUCAAUUUGAGCACGAUGGAAUUUUCAGAUGUGUCGCACGUACAGUAUAUGACGAAGCCUCUGCAGAAGCGAGAAUUACAGUCACAGGUCCCCCAGGUCCGCCUGCUGGCGUGUUCGCCCAGAGUGGCACUAUCACCGCCACUUCCAUGGAGAUCCGCUGGACUGUGGGUGACGAAAACGGGGAGCCUAUCCUCUCCUAUAUCAUAGAGCUCUUCCCCUUCUACCAUCAGGUCUGGAGGACCGCUGCUUACGGUGUUGAAGACGGACUGACAACGGUAGAAGAAGAAGACAAGCAUGCAUACACGGUGGAAAAUCUGAAACCGGGAAACAGAUACCGCUUCCGAAUCCGAGCUGUGAACGAUUUUGGAGUGGGCGAAGCAAGCAAGCCGUCCUUGUCUUAUACCACUCUAAAGGCGCCUCCGACCGCCAUACCGUCUGGUCUGGGCGGUGGUGGGGGAAGUGUUGGCCUCUUGACAAUGAUAUGGACGCCUUUGAACGCGGAAGAUCUGAACGGAGAGGGUAUAGGUUACAAUGUGUAUUGGAGGAAGAACGGAACCCAGGAGACAGACUGGACAAAGAACGUUGAACUUGGGAACGCUAACAAGUCUAUCGCCACCGUUGGGACUGCGAACUUUUACUUACCAUACCAAGUGAAGAUACAAGCUUUUAACAGCUUGGGAGCGGGCCCCAAUUCCUCCACGGUAGUUGUUUACUCUGCCGAGGGUCUGCCCGUUGGGGUGGUGCAAAAUAUUGGAGUAGAGGGCUACAACGAGACCACAAUGCUGGUGACAUGGGACAUACCUGAUAUUUUGUCCGACAGAGUGUCCGCUAAAGGGGUCAUACGAGGAUUCCAGGUGAACUGCUGGCCUGGAAGUCGAUGGCAGCCGGGAAGCCGGACUAUCCCAGUGGGCUGGAGACGGCGGGCGUACGCGGGGCCUGGGGAGACCCAAGCCCUGGUAGUGGGGGUGAUCACGGGCGUGUACCACUUCUGUGAUGUCCAGGUGGUUAACUCAGCAGGGCUGGGGCCUGAGAGCGAGAGUCAGACCUACUCCUCUAAUGAUCUGGCCCCGACGAGAUACCCGACCGAGGUGGAAUUGUUUUCUAAUGGUUGGGGCUCGAUCAAGGUUACGUACAGAGGAGUAACCACGUCGGAGAAGUUCGUUGGGGAAGAACCACUGGACGGGUACCGGGUGCGUAUAUGGAAGGCGGGCGAUGACAUUCGGACGGCCACAUACACCGAAUGUGGCCGGAAAUCGUACUGUAUUGUGGAUGAGCUAUAUCCGAACAUACUGUAUAACCUGAGAGUGUACGCUUACAGCAGCGGCGGCGACGGCAAAAUGAGCCCCACCAUGACGUUCUCCAUGGGCGGACAGACCUAUAUUACGAACCUGAACCGGUAUGAGCUGCUGGCUAAAGCGUCGAUGUCAGCUCCAGGCGCACUGCUCGUCUUCCUCAGUUGUCUGCUCUGCACUCUGAUGGUCUGAUCGUUUACCACACUGUAUCAUCGAGCUAUUAUGUCCGGAGGAUACUUCACUCACACAGUCAAUUCUUUUUAAUCUACUAUAUUAAUGCAAAUGUUCUUGUGUUUUCACGGUUAAUGUUUCAUUCUUUCAUAAUCUUAUUGACGGAUUAUUUUUCAGGUUCAUUUCAUACAUUUAUUAUGUUAGACACGAUUCAUCUUUACGCUUAUAUAUUCGAGAAGAUCCAAGACUCAUCAGUUUCAUCACCAAUAAACCAAUAAAAUCACUCAGCGGUGUACAUAAUGAAUUUUUC